AAGCUUACUACAGCCCCGACUCACAUUGCCACAAUCCCAAUCAGUCACCAUGAACUUCCUCCUCAUCACCACCUGCGCCUUCAUCGCCACCACAUCCGCGCAAUCCACCGACUGCAUUAGCCAGAACCUAGCCGUCGACGUCGUAGCCGCGCUCGAGGCCACUUUGACCCAUGUGGGCAACGUGACUCAGAUUGGCAACGCGCUGCUCGCGGACGACUUUGUAGAGAUUUCGGACUCGAUACUCUCGUUGCAGAGUCUUCCGCUCGGCGGCGUAUCCGCGCCUUCGAAGCAAGCGUGGAUCGAAGGUAUCUCGCAUUCGCCGGCUGAUACCAAUAUAACGACGUUGGAUAUCGGCGUUGUGUGCCCGAACAAGAUUCUAUGGCAGUGGCAGUUCAACGCCGUCGGUCGCGCGCCGUAUCCGGUGAAGGGAUUCAACUACAUCGUGAUGGACGACUGCCCACAGAUCCAGACGAUGUAUAUCGAGUUCAAUAGCAUCGCGUGGGCCUUGGAUGAUGGGGAGUUGAACAGCAGUGCCACUGCGUAGAAAAGGAAAGGCCGAGGGGGGUCAGCUGAGCGUAAUUUGUGCGGGCCAGGGUCGG
Molecule: messenger RNA, 599 nt
Organism: Baudoinia panamericana UAMH 10762
Lineage: Eukaryota; Fungi; Ascomycota; Dothideomycetes; Mycosphaerellales; Teratosphaeriaceae
Exons: 3
Coding region: 50-544 (164 amino acids)
Source: RefSeq, a predicted model, not a curated record